CGCAUCAAUAAAGGUAUAUUUUGUAAAAAGGGCUGUGGGAGACCCGCGGCACAUCCUAAUUCACGCUUCUGCGCACCGGCUUCACAAUGCCCGAUCAUAGACCCGGCCUGGGAGCGACCAGAAGGAGUGCCAAUCGAGGCCAUUAUUUUCGGCGGACGCAGGCCUGAGGGAAUUCCCCUUGUCUACCAAGCAUAUAGCUGGCGACAUGGGGUAUUCGUUGGUGCAACUCUGCGAUCGGAGGCUACUGCAGCCGCGGAGCAUCAGGCAAAGGUGGUGAUGCACGACCCGUUUGCAAUGCGCCCAUUCUUCGGGUACAACUUCGGUAACUAUAUGGAGCAUUGGCUAAAGUGA
Molecule: messenger RNA, 351 nt
Organism: Protopolystoma xenopodis
Lineage: Eukaryota; Metazoa; Platyhelminthes; Monogenea; Polystomatidea; Polystomatidae
Source: the annotation of a GenBank genome assembly